CAAAAUCCCUCCAAACAAAACAAGGUAAAAUUACUUCCCCUCCCUUUCUCUCCUUAAAAUCUCUCCCCUCCCUUUCCCUCCAUUCAACCACGCACACCCUUAAUUCGCACCAGUAGCCAUCUUCCACUGGAAUGCAUAAUGCAAGCUAUUGAAAGAAUAACGAAAUCACGCCGAUUGGCUAGGGUUUUCAAAUAUAUGCCGGCAUCCGUCUUCGAUGCCGCAGAACGAGUUACGGCUUCCCGGCGCGAGGAUAUGGCCAUUGACAAUUCUCAUGAGCUCGGUCGCCGACGGUCUCUGCGCCGCCUUCAUUCGGCCGCAUUGGUCUCCGGCAGUACUGAUGGAACUUUGAGACUUGAAUCCGAUCACCCAAAAGUUGCACUGUCACUGAUGGUGAUGCCAAAUAGAUUCUUUUCUUCUGAAGCAAGAGCUACUGAAAAUGAUUCUGCAGAUGCAGAGACAGUGAAAGGACUGUAUGAAAAGUUGGUGAACUAUGUGACAGAGAAAAGAACUGCCCCUCCAAAUGCUUGGUUGUGGUCACUCAUUGCUAAAUGUUCCACACAGGAAGACAUUGAGCUCCUGUUUGAUAUUUUGCAGAAACUUCGUAGAUUUAGGCUCUCCAAUCUUCGGAUACCCGGUGACUUUAAUAGUGCACUUUGCAGGGAAAUUACAACGGCCUGUGUUCGUGGAGGAGCAAUUGAUUUGGGCAUGAAGACUUUGUGGCAACGUAAUUUGUUUGGACUAACUCCUGACAUUGGAUCUGCUCACAUUCUUCUGCUUCAUGCCAAGAAACACAAUGAUGUGAAACUUAUGACUAAAAUAAUGAAACACGUUAAAAUCAAUUUUUUAACUCCACAACCUGGCACUGCAGAUAUAGUUUUCAGCAUUUGUUAUAAUGCGGACAAAUUGGAUUUGAUGUGUAAGAACGGAAAAAGGUUUGUCAAGUCUGGAGUUAAACUCAGUCAGUCAUCCUUCGAGUUAUGGAUGGAAUUUGCUGCCAAGAAAGGAGAUGUUGAGUCCCUAUGGAAGAUUGAGAAGUGGCGAUCAGCGGCAAUGGAACAGCAUAGUCUUUCAACUGGGUUUUCCUGUGUGAAGGGUCUCCUCCUUGAACGCAAGCCUGAUGAUGCUUCCGCCAUCAUUCAAGUUUUAUAUCAGACAUUACCCGAUGCAAGACAAUCAAGUAUUGCAGUUGAACUUCAAAAGCUAGUGAGCGAGUGGCCUUUGGAUGUUUUAAAGCAUCAGAAAGAGGAGAACAAACAGGUAACUGCCAAGGCAUUACAAAGUGAUAUUUUUCAGCUGAUCAAUGCUUUACAAACAUUGGGUGUGGAGACAAAUGUUAACAUUCAAGAGUUUCUCGGGAAAACACUUUUGUCUUGAGACGUCCAGUUGAAUCACUUUCUAUCUUGUUCCUCUGAGUUCACAAGCCUUAGCAGGUGCUCGUUUUGACGAAACAAGCAUAUAGAUGAAAGCUUGUAGGGAACAAUUUAUAUGUGUAUCUUGUUAUGACAUUACAUGCUUUUUUUUUUGUAGUUAAUUUUUAUAUAUUACUAAUUAUAGGGUGCCUCCAAUAAAAAUGAUUGUAAAUCUACCACUGUUAGAUACUCGUGAAUCUCCAUUUAAAGGGUGAUUGAUACACUGUUCAAACCACAUGCUGGUCAUGAACAAGUAUAUAAACAUUUGAAGUAUUUGAUAUUCGCUUAUAAAUUAACUUGAACCAACUGUUAUUUUAAUUUUACCAUGAAUUCGAUCGAAUUUUG
Striga asiatica is the source of this 1754-nucleotide messenger RNA. The record is from the annotation of a GenBank genome assembly. Lineage: Eukaryota; Viridiplantae; Streptophyta; Magnoliopsida; Lamiales; Orobanchaceae.